Molecule: messenger RNA, 1113 nt
Organism: Hypomesus transpacificus
Lineage: Eukaryota; Metazoa; Chordata; Actinopteri; Osmeriformes; Osmeridae
Gene: wnt1
Product: wingless-type MMTV integration site family, member 1
Exons: 4
Coding region: 1-1113 (370 amino acids)
Biological process (GO): multicellular organism development; cell fate commitment; neuron differentiation
Cellular component (GO): extracellular region
Molecular function (GO): frizzled binding; cytokine activity
Source: RefSeq, a predicted model, not a curated record
AUGCGGGCCCUCGCUCUUAUUCUGGGAGUGAAAGCCGCAUGCAUCCUGCUGGUGUCAUCUCUCUCAGGCACGGGGGCCGUCAACAAUAGCGGCCGGUGGUGGGGAAUAAUGAAUGUGGCCUCCUCUGCCAACCUACUCAUCAACUCCAAGAACAUGCAGUUGGUCCUGGACCCUAGUCUAGCUCUGCUGAGCCGACGCCAGCGACGCCUGAUCCGCCAAAACCCCGGGAUCCUGCAUGCCAUCGCCACUGGCCUGCACACGGCCGUACAGGAGUGCAAGUGGCAGUUCCGCAGCCGCCGCUGGAAUUGCCCGACCACCCAUAGUCCAGUAGUGUUUGGUAAAAUUGUCAAUCGUGGUUGCCGAGAAACGGCAUUUGUAUUUGCCAUUACGAGUGCUGGGGUGACGCAUGCGGUGGCCCGGUCUUGUUCUGAAGGCGCCAUUGAAUCCUGCACGUGCGACUAUCGGCGCCGUGGGCCUGGGGGACCAGACUGGCACUGGGGGGGCUGCAGCGACAACGUGGACUUUGGCCGCAUGUUUAGCAGGGAGUUUGUGGACUCCAGCGAGAGAGGUAGAGAUCUGCGCUACCUGACCAACCUCCACAACAACGAGGCAGGAAGAAUGACAGUCUCAUCAGAGAUGCGACAGGAGUGUAAGUGCCACGGCAUGUCUGGCUCUUGCACUGUCCGCACCUGUUGGAUGCGGCUGCCCAGCUUUCGUGAGGUGGGUGACUUCCUUAAAGAUCGCUUUGAUGGUGCUUCACGAGUUAUCUAUGCCAACAAGGGCAGCAACCGUGCCUCACACCGCGCUGACCCUCGACAUCUGGAGCCUGAAAACCCUGCCCAUAAACCCCCAUCAUCAAGGGACCUGGUUUACUUUGAGAAGUCUCCAAACUUCUGUUCUUAUAAUGGCAAGACAGGGACGCUUGGUACUUCUGGUCGGACCUGCAACAGCUCUUCUCCUGCCUUGGAUGGGUGUGAACUGCUCUGUUGUGGUCGUGGGUUCAAGACACGAACAGAAAGGGUGAAUGAGAGGUGCCACUGCACCUUUCAUUGGUGUUGCCAUGUGAGCUGCCUCAACUGCACCAGUACACAAACGGUAUACCAGUGUCUCUGA